CGUGAUCUGAUGAUGACUUGCAUAUUGCUGUAAUGUUUGCAUAGUAAGUUUAUUGGUGUGGGUUGGGGCUGUCGCAAGGUCGGACAGUGCCUGAUUGCUGGCUGUUAGUAAUGCUUAAAAUUCUGAUGAAAACCAAGCGUGCAGCUUUUCGAGUGAAUGAAUUAACCAAGGUUUUGGAUGGAGGAAAGCGUGCAUUGUACGUCACAGAAAGCAAAUCAGAUGGCCAUGUUAAUAUUGGAGACACAAAGGUUCCAGUGAAAGUUCCAGACCACCCUUUGCAUGUUCCAUAUGGAUUUGUGCCAUCAGGAAAUCCAUUGCCUCAAUCGACUAUCAGACAUUUAAGAUGGAUGGCACAAAAGGAUUUACUUGGUCAAGACAUUUUUCUUAUCGGUCCCCCUGGACCACUACGGCGCUUCCUCACUAUGCAAUAUCUGGAACUCACAAGAAAGGAAGUGGAAUACAUAGCCCUUUCAAGAGACACAACAGAAAGUGAUUUAAAGCAAAGAAGAGAGAUUAAAAGUGGAACAUCCUACUAUAUAGAUCAGUGUGCUGUUAGAGCUGCUCUCCUUGGAAGAGUUCUUGUCAUUGAAGGUGUUGAGAAAGCCGAGCGUAAUGUACUUCCUGCAUUGAAUAAUUUACUUGAGAAUCGAGAAAUGCAACUAGAUGAUGGACGUUUUCUCAUGCAUCACAUUCGUUAUGACAAAUUGCUAGAACAAUUCGGUAAAGAAUCGAUGGACAGUUGGCAGUUGGUACGAGUGAGUGAUAAAUUCAGAGUGAUUGCACUAGGUUUACCAGUACCCAAGUAUAGAGGAAAUCCACUCGACCCUCCUCUCAGAUCGCGAUUUCAAGCAAGAGAUAUUUAUCAUCUGUCAUUCAAGGAUCAACUUGAUGUUUUAUAUGAGCAUGCUCCAAAUGUUGAAUCGAAUAUAUUAGCACAAAUUCUCUCCUGUGCUAAUACUCUUGCUACUCAAGAAUCUGCAAGUCUUGGUCUGCCUGACUUCCCACUGGAGAAUCUCGUACAUGCUGUGAAAAUUUUAGACAAGGCUAAAGAUUAUCCAUUGUUGGGACUAUUUUCACGUUUAUAUCCUUAUGAUAUCUUACUUAACAAGGAAGGACAACAGUCUGUCUCAGAUGCUUAUUCUAAAUUUGAAAUCAAAGAAACGGAAAAAGAUGAUUCUAUCAUGAACAUAACAUCAGUCCAGUUGAACAAUGGACAAGAAGAUUCUAACACCAAUGGAUCUUUUGGGAACGUAACUUUGGAUCUUGGUUCAUCCAAUUCUCAAUUGAAGGUGCCAUGUGGAAAACAAAUGAAGGAGAAAACUAUUUUUGAAAAUAAAGAAUUUGUUAUGACUGAUUAUCACAGACAACUACUUGCUGAUGUUGUAUUGACACAUUCAACCAUGGAUUUUUGUAUCAUUGGUGGAAAGGGCUGUGGGAAAACAACACUUGUGAAACAAUUUGCCAAUAUGCUUGGUUAUCUCACUGAGCCAGUACUGAUGUAUCAAGACAUGACAGCAAGAGAUUUACUCCAGCAGAGAUAUACGUCACCAAAUGGUGAUACAGUGUGGCGAUAUGCUCCUCUUGUUGAAGCUGCAUUAGAUGGAAGAAUUGCGGUUUUAGAUGGAUUGCAUAGAGUUAAUCCAGGGACACUUUCUGUUCUUCAGAGGUUGGUUCAUGAUAGAGAGCUCACACUUCAUGAUGGUACUAGGUUAACACAGCAUGAUAAAUAUGAUGAUAUGAAAAAUACACUUGAAUUAACAGAGAAUGAAAUGAGAGAAAGUGGAGUUUUACGUAUUCAUCCUUCUUUUCGAAUUAUUGCACUUGCUGAACCUCCCAAGGCUGGAUCACCUAAUCAGCAAUGGUUAAACCCAGAAAUGUUGACAUUGUUCCUUUACCACAAGAUGCCACCAUUGAGCACAACACAUGAAAUGGAAAUUAUUCAAGAAAUGGUACCCGGUGCUGCAAAUAUGCAAAUGUCAGGUCUUUUAGAAUUGUGUCAUCAUUUACGGAAUUCAUCUGACACAAACAUACAAUCUAUAGCAAGUUCACUCUCAACACGUCAGUUGCUCCGAAUUUCAAAAAGAUUGAAAAAGUUCUUGAAAGUUUCUGGGGAUUCUGAUAAGAAAAUUAUAUCUGAUGCUGUUCACAAAGCUUGUCUGUCCAGGUUUUUGCCUCAACUUGCCAGAACAGCUCUUUGUGAUGCUUUACAGAAGAGUAAAUUACCAAGUGAAGGAUUCAAUAUUGCAGAAUUAAGCUUGGAUGAUAUAUCUUGUGAAAUAAAGGAUGGAAAUCUUCGAAUUGGAGAGACUGUUGCUCCAGUGUACAAAGAAAUACACGAGAGUGGAUCGUCAACUGCCAAAGUACCAGAUAUUAUCUUUUAUGAUAAUGCCCAACAUUUAUCUGUUAUGCAAGACAUGCUACAAGAUUAUAUAUUGGGAGAGCAUAUAUUACUUGUGGGAAAUCAGGGUGUCGGUAAAAAUAAAAUUGUUGAUCGAUUUUUGCACUUGUUGAAUAAACCAAGAGAAUAUCUUCAAUUACAUAGAGAUACAACUGUUCAAAGUUUAACUGUUCAACCAACAGUAAGAGAUGGCACAAUUGUAUAUGAAGAUUCUCCAUUAGUUCGAGCUGUUAGGUUGGGACAUGCUCUUGUUGUUGAUGAAGCAGAUAAAGCACCAACCCAUGUUACUUGUGUUCUGAAGAAUUUACUUGAAAGUGGAAGAGCAACUUUGGCUGAUGGAAGAAAAAUUGUGUCUGAUGAAAGGGAAUUGGAGAACUUGCUUGAAUCUCAUAAGAAUGAAGAUGUCAUCAUUAUGCAUCCUGAUUUCCGAAUGUUUGUUUUGGCAAAUCGACCUGGAUUUCCUUUUCUUGGAAAUGACUUCUUUGCAGCUAUGGGUGAUGUGUUCAGUUGUCAUGCUGUUGAUAACCCUAGUGUUGAAUCAGAAUUAAAAAUGUUACAACAAUAUGGAGAAGAUGUUCCGGUACAUAUUUUAAAAAAAUUAGUUGCUUCGUUCGGAGAAUUAAGAGACAUGGCUGAUCAAGGACUAAUUUCUUAUCCUUACUCGACAAGAGAAGUUGUCAAUAUUGUUAAGCAUUUGCAGGAAUUUCCGAAAGAAGGUCUUGCAAGUGUGGUGCGAAAUGUAUUUGAUUUUGAUGCAUACUCUACAGAGACUCGUGAACAAGUAGAAUCAGUCAUGCAUAAACACGGAAUUCCUAUUGGAGCUCGACCACAGAAUGUCAACUUGUCUAACCACCUUCCUAUUCCACCACCAAAAUUAUCUGGAUAUUGGACUCUUAUGAAUGAAGGGAAGAAAAUAUGCAAACCUGAAGUUUUACGACCUGAAAUUAAGGGACCCAUCUACCUGAAUGUCCAAAAUUAUGACUUGGAGAGAAUCGAAGAUCGAGCUCUCACUUUUACAGAACAAAGAGCACAUUGGCAGAUUCCUAACCUUUCACAGGUUUCCAUUAUCAGUGAUAUUGCUAUCACUAAAGAUCCCACCAGUAAUGAUCAAGUACAUGUUGCUGUUGUGAAUUCUCCUGCCCUUUACUCUCAUCAACAUGGAUCUUCUCAUAUCAAAUAUAUGGAUUUGUUCGAUGUUUUCCCAAAUGCUGGUCCAUCAUUUCAAUCUAUCAUCAGAAUUGCACCACUAGGAAAUCCUCUCCGAGGACAAGUGGUUUUGUUUGAAGAAAAGACAAAUAUUGUCUUGGUGGUCGAUACAGACUCCGGAUCUGUCAGACGAUUGGUAAUACCUGGAUUAGAUCGUCAGUUAGGAAUCGGAUCAGUUUCUAAUUUGUUUCGAACGUCGUCUUCCUCUUCAUCCGCACCAGCUUCUUAUAAAAUGUGUUCUGAUCACAGUAAUGAAUUUGGAUCUGUUGUUUUCUAUCAAUUGAAUGGACAAAAGCUUUAUCAUGUAGAUCUGAUUGAAGGACAAGUUCAUAAGUAUGAUGUACCAUUCUUCAUUGGUGGAUUUCAUAUGACUUCUCACAACAAGUGGCUGAUGAUUGAAGCUGAAACAAACAGGAAAUUUUUACUGACUGGAUCUGACGAAGAUAUUCUACCAUCCAAAUUAAAAACAUUGAAGGAGGAAGGAGUUAGCAAAGGUUGGGGCAAUUACACAGAGAUAACCCAGGAGGAACUUCUUGCUACAAGUUGUGAAGAUAUGAGUUCAGAAUCUCUUACUGAAGUUUUGCAACAGUCCGUAUCAUCACCGAAUCGAUUAAUUGUUGAUAAACAUAACUUUGCACAUUGUGUUUUGGGUUUUCCUGAUUUAGAGGCACCUAGUGAAGUUCACUCAUUUCCCAGAGGAGAAUUGGUGAUUCCAGAACAAAGUAGGAAUUUGUUUUCUUCCCCACCCCGAACUCUACCGCCAUCCAGCUGUGUGAUGUUGCCAGAAAUUGGACAAGUCAUCAGAAUAAUGCCAACUAAAGAUACACCAGAUGGAGCAUUCAAAAAUGAUAACAGACCAGAAAAUGCAGCAAAUUGCUUGGAAAUUGCAGAUGUGAAAAAUCACAAGUUAUUUUAUCUUCCUGUUCAAAAUCCUGUCUACACGUCACCAUAUGUAUCCUGGCAAAAAUCAAUAUCAGAUAGUGGACUGGUUAUGACAUCUGGUUCUGGAAAUAUUGUCUAUUCUGUGGAUACAGCUGGAUGUGUUCGAGAAUGGGAAACUGAAUUGAUGGCGUUGUCAGAUUCAUUAGCUGAAUGGAUAGCAAUGAUUGGUGCUGAUGCAGAUAAUUCACACAUGCAGAUAACAUCUGAAAGAGAAAGUGGUAAAGAUGUGACGGCACCAAAGCAUGGAAAAGUUGAUUCUAAAAAUGAACCUCAUGUUGGUGGUAAUAUGUGGGCUGGUGGAACUGGUGGUCGAGAUACCGCAGGACUAGGUGGUAAAGGUGGACCUUAUAGAUUGGAUGCUGGACAUGAUGUUACUCAGAUACCAGACUGGGAAAAAGAAGCUGUUCCAGAACAUGUAAAAAAAGCUGCAAGAGAAAUGGCCCAAAAAGCAUUCCAAGCAAGGUUGAGAGAAAUCAACAUGAGUGAGUAUGAUGCUCACAUGUAUGAAUCUUUUUCAUCUUCUGUCAGACGACAAGUGAAAUCUCUUCGUAUUAUUCUCGACAGUCUUCAGGCAAAAGGCAAAGAACGCCAGUGGCAACGUCAUCAAAUGACUGGAGAACUGGAUGACAUGAAGUUAAUUGAAGGUUUAACUGGAGAAAAAAAUAUUUAUAAACGAAGAGCAGAUCAAGAACCAGAGCCUGGAACACCUCAACAAAAGCCAAAGAGGUUGAGAAUUGUUGUUGAUGUCAGCGGAAGUAUGUAUAGGUUCAACGGCCUUGAUAACAGACUGGAAAGAUCAAUGGAAGCAGUGUGUAUGGUGAUGGAAGGUCUGGAAGGCUAUAAAGAAAAAUUUAAGUAUGAUAUUUGGGGACAUUCUGGUGAUGGGUAUGAAAUUGAACUGGCGAAUGCUGAAAAACCUCCAACAAACAACAAGGAACGACUGAAAGUGAUGAAAACAAUGCAUGCUCAUGCACAGUUCUGCAUGAGCGGAGACCACACACUUGAAGCAACAGAAUUUGCUAUCAAGUCUGUUAAAAAUGAAGAGGCAGAUGAAUAUUUUGUCAUAAUAUUGAGCGAUGCAAAUUUGGAUAGAUAUGGAAUACGACCAACAAGGUUUACAGAAGCACUAACUCGUGAUGAAGAAGUCAAUGCAUUUGCAAUAUUUAUUGGUUCACUCGGUGAUCAAGCUGAAAGGUUGAAGAAACAACUGCCAGCAGGUCGCUCAUUUGUGUGCAUGGAUACCAAAAAUAUACCUCAGAUCAUGCAGCAGAUAUUUACAUCAACUCUGCUCAGUACCAGAUAAUAAUUUACAUAUUAAAGUUCUUUAAUUAGAAUUAGUGUUAAAUGCAAUCAAUAAUAAAAUUGUGGUUUAUUUAAUCAUGAGUUUUUAAAUUAAACUACAUAUAUUAUAUAUAUAUAUAUACUUAAAUGAGCUUGAAUAAACCCGAAUUCCAAA
Styela clava is the source of this 6002-nucleotide messenger RNA. Its product is annotated as von Willebrand factor A domain-containing protein 8-like. Gene Ontology annotation, cellular component: cytoplasm. The record is from RefSeq and is a predicted model, not a curated record. Lineage: Eukaryota; Metazoa; Chordata; Ascidiacea; Stolidobranchia; Styelidae. Gene Ontology annotation, molecular function: ATP binding; ATP hydrolysis activity.